AUGAAGUCUGCCGGCGCCGUUCUCGUGGUAGUUGUCGCACUCGUGUCUUAUUACAUCUGCCAAAGCCAGUGUUCGUACGUUUCGCCAAACGCACUGCAAAGAAGUCGCCGUCAGUUUUCGUUUGUUCAAGACCUGUACAACGCGUGGUACUGUAGGCGGAAGCAGUGUCCAAAUUGGAGAUGUCAAGACGAUUCGGCAGUGAUACACGGAUACUGUUGCGGAUGUCCGAAUUCUUUAGGAGCUAACGUACCGGUCUUAUGCGCCGAAGACUUAAAGUGUCCACUGAAAAUGACCAACCUUUGCCAAGAUUACAGCUACAUGCUAACGUGUUGCUGCACAGGACUUUAA
This is a messenger RNA of Adelges cooleyi (spruce gall adelgid), 348 nucleotides long. RefSeq lists its product as uncharacterized. The transcript is spliced from 3 exons. The coding region runs from base 1 to 348 and encodes 115 amino acids. The record is from RefSeq and is a predicted model, not a curated record. Lineage: Eukaryota; Metazoa; Arthropoda; Insecta; Hemiptera; Adelgidae.